This is a messenger RNA of Morone saxatilis (striped sea-bass), 4494 nucleotides long. Its product is annotated as dual specificity testis-specific protein kinase 2-like. Gene Ontology annotation, molecular function: protein serine/threonine kinase activity; ATP binding. The transcript has 10 exons. Gene Ontology annotation, cellular component: nucleus; cytoplasm. The record is from RefSeq and is a predicted model, not a curated record. Gene Ontology annotation, biological process: positive regulation of stress fiber assembly; protein phosphorylation; actin cytoskeleton organization. Lineage: Eukaryota; Metazoa; Chordata; Actinopteri; Moronidae. Bases 798 to 3026 code for a protein of 742 amino acids.
UCCGGGCUGAUUCACCAUGGUAGUCGUCCCCAACGAGCGGCUCGCGAAGCAGGGAUCCAGACGGGAUUAUCAACCGCAGACACCGCCGGGCUGCAGAGCGACGUUUCUGGCUCCGGUUCAGCUCAAGCACUCGGACCGCGUCGACGUUUACAUCCGGACCGACGUGAGGACACAGGAACCUUUACAUGGCAGCUGAGUGCUCGGCCCUCCUACCCUCUCCCGGUACCGUGCGGCCGCAGCAUCCAUCAUCUCCGCCUCCAAGCUAACGGGAUGACGGAGGAGAACCGAGCCUCCUCACGUACCAACACUGCGGGUGAGGCGACGUUCAGGGGCUGUGGGAAUUCUUAAAACCGCAUUGGCAGCGACUUUGAAGAGAGAUUUGAAGUCUUCUCUAGUUUGCUGUCAAAGCUCAGGGUGGAGCAUCAGGUGGGAGCUCAGGGUCUUGCUCAGGGGCACUAAGGCAGCUUGGGUGAAUGGGAGGAUGAUGGACCCUACUCUUCAUCUUCACCUCAAAUGAGUGGAAUGAGAGGACGAGGAACUGAUGAGAAAUGUGUCUCACUAAAGUAAAAGGACAGAUCAUGUUUGUCCUAUAUUGUUGUAUAUUUUGAUGAUCUGAGCCUGGAGAGCAGCUACAAUCAGAGAUACAUUAUCAGGUCAUGAGGUUGUCCUCAUAACCCACAGAAGACACUUUGAUCAUUCUGACACCACGAUGGUGGGAGCCACCGUCGCCUUGUGCCCCAGGACUACUGCGGUCUAACAGAAAUUCUGGUUCUGGAGCGUGGUGCUCUGCCAGCACUAUGGACUACCACGCCGAGUGCUGCUUCUGUGACCCCGAAGAGGGUCACGGUGGCCCGGAUGAGCUGCCGCUCCACAGCAUCCACGCACCCAACCGAAUCCGCCCAUCCUCGUACCGAGCCCUGAGGAGCGCCGUGUCUAGCCUGGCUCGCAUCGACGACUUCUUCUGCGAGAAGAUCGGUUCGGGCUUCUUCUCUGAGGUCUUCAAGGUGCAGCAUCGGAUCACAGGGCAGGUGAUGGCACUGAAAAUGAACACGCUGGCUAGCAACAAAGCUAACAUGCUACGAGAAGUGCAGCUCCUGAACAGGCUUUGCCACCCUAACAUACUUAGGUUUCUUGGCGUUUGUGUGCAUGAAGGUCAACUCCAUGCUCUGACUGAGGUAAAACCACCACUUGUCUCUGGCCUUUCCCCCUUUCUUCUUCACCCUGUUUCAUUCAUACACACUCACAACAGCUCUACAACUCACUUCUUAGAGGACAGUAUGGUGGGUUGUACAUCCCAACUGGCACAUCUGAUCUCCUGUCUGUUUCCUGUGCAGAACUGCCUAGUGCGCUGUGAUAACAGCACGUUCACUGCUGUGGUGGGAGACUUCGGCCUGGCAGAGAAGAUCCCUGAUUACAGUGACGGUGUGGGGAAGCAGCCUCUGGCCAUCGUGGGCUCUCCUUACUGGAUGGCCCCUGAAGUUCUGAGAGGGGAGCUGUACGAUGAGAAGGUGGAUGUAUUUGCGUACGGCAUCAUCCUGUGUGAGAUCAUCGCCCGCAUUGAAGCUGACCCUGACUUCUUACCCAGGACGGAGGACUUUGGUCUGGACGUGGAUGCAUUUGAGAACAUGGUUGGGGAUUGUCCACCUGCAUUCUUUAGCCUUGCUGUCACCUGCUGUAACAUGAGUGCAGAGGGGCGUCCAUCAUUCUCUGACAUUGUCUUCACAUUGGAGGACAUGGAUAGAGAAGAAGAAGGAGAAAAGCCCAUUUCACUUGAGCCAGUGGUGGCAGAUGUCAGCCCAUACCGGCGCCGCAGCUCUCCUUGUCACCAAACUGACCACAGCCAGCAACGGCAAGGCUUGGCGAGGAGCCUGUCGGACGUGUUACCCCCGGCAGCCCUGACCCCACCUCUCCUCGGAACUCCUGCGCGGGUCAACCCCUUCUCGCUCAGACACGACCUGAACGGGGGGAGGUGUAAACUCUUAGACACGCCCAGUAAGUCCGUCAUCUCCCUGACCUUCACUCUCCCGGCGCUGCGUGACCCAUGUGCCUCUCCCAACCUUCUCAGAGGGAUGCCGGGGACGCGAGCACUGCCGAGGAGAUGUCAGUCGCUCCCCUGUACCCCUGAGCUUAGCCGAACUCUAGCCUUGUCAAGAGACACAGAGGGGAGGGAGGAGGAAAACAAUGAGAAUGACAGAGUGGCGGCAGUUAAAGGAGGGGGUGAUAUGGAGGAUGACAUGAGGAAGAAGACAGGAGAGUUAGAAAAGGCAGGUGAAAGGUUGCGGGUAGAGAGUGUGGAGAUCACUGGACAGAAAAAGUUGUUAAAGGAGGAAGAUGGGAUGGGAGAAGAUUCAGGUCUUCCCGUCGAGCUGGAGAUGGUGUCUCUGGAACGGUUAGAGGAGGAGGAGGAGGAGGAGGAGGAAGAGGAAGAGGAAGAGGAAGAGGAGAGUGUAUGUCUAACAGAACCCAUGGACUGUACCAAGUCUCCAGAGCCAGCAGAGGGAGUCUUGGACUCCACAACCCUGCUCACCUCCACUUCCUCCACAUCCUUAAAGACCAACGGCUGGCGACUUCCCAUCUCCAAUGGACCGCCCUCCUUGCCUCCUCUUCCUCGACUGGACAACAAUAACGGCUCAGGCCUUGUGAUUGGCCAGCAGGUCCAGUGGGGUGGAGGAGGCCGGGCUAAUGGUUACAGCGAAGCCCAGGUCCUGUCCUCUGAUCCUAGCAACCCCUCUGAGCAGGAUGAGGUCAUUUCCUGUCCGGGCUGCUGUCUGGUGGGUCUGAGUUUCCCCUUGGUGUGCCUCCGUGGUUCAGCUGCUGUGCCUGCCCCCCGCCGAAGGGCUUCGUUACCACGGCAGCGCCCCUACCGGAACCUCAACGGUACCAUAACCGGUGGCAGCACUUCUUCAUCAACAACAGCCACUGCAGCAACCAAAGCUCUACUGUGUCGCAGCACAAAUGGACUAGUUGUGGCCGGGCCCUCAGUGCCAUGUGAACCCGGUCGGUCCCUGCCGGAGGCCCAGACAUAAGCCGGCUCAGAGGGGAUUUAGUUUUGAACUUGUGGCAUGCACUGGCACUAAAUGUUAGCAGACAAACAUAGCAACACUAAAUGUUGCUUUGCUAAUGCUGAGAAGCCAAUACUGACCCCAGCCUCUGAGAUGCGUUGUUAAUUCUUUGCAGUCACAGCAAACCGUAGUAGUUGGUGAUUAGAGCUUCACCUGGUGGACUGGAGGAUUAAACACAACAAAUCGCUGCAACACUAAAGAGCGGUUGUUGUGUAAAGGUAGAGGUGGCUAAGAGGCAGAAUACAGCUGAACCAGCUAUAAACUGGUCUGCAUCUCAUUACUGCCACUGUAAUGGUGCUGAUCCAAACAAAGCAGCUACUCUGACUUACACGCCUCAUCUCUACUCAACCAAAUCAAACUGUGUGCACUGGCUUCCAUUCUGGAAGCUGUCGUGAAAAAAAAGAAGCAUGUGGCUGAUUUAACAAGCUAAGUAUACUUGCAGUUUGAUGGCCAUUGAUAACGGUAAUAAUAACACUGUACUCAUCAAGGUAAUUACUGAGAUCUGGGACAUGAUUAAAAAGAAGUUGCAAGCAACGUCCAGGUUAGUGAGGCGAUUUGGAAGAAAAAUAAUGACCCAAAUUGGCCAUUGUAAACAUUCGCCACCGUUUACAGACUGACCCUCUUCUUUUGUUUUGCAUGGAAGGCCUGGCACUGCACUGCACUGUUGAGCCCAGGCUCUAUGUGGAGUGAAUAGAAAAUGACUUGUGAAUGGGGUUUACUUCAGCCAGCACAGUGUGGCUGCAGGUACAUAUAUGAAAACAAUGUUUUUGAUUCUAUUUAUUUGAUUAACAGUAGCUACAUGGGGAAUAUUUAUAAAAUGAAUAAAGAUGAUUUACUUCCUACAUUUUUAUAGCAGUUGAGCUGUAUGAAAAUGUGUGUGUGUGCAAGUGUGUGUGUGUGUGAGUGAAUGUGUGAGUGUGUGAGUGUGUGAGUCUGAUAUCUGUUGCUAAAGUGACAAACUCUUCCUGUUCUUGUCAUGUAAAUUCUUCAUGUUUGCACUUCAGUUUGGAGCACUUUGCAGUAAGACACCAGGCUUUGACUAGACGGUGCUUUAUCUAAAUCUGUGCUACUGGUGUUUUAUAUAUGUGUUCGCUUCUGCCCCCACAAACUACACAGCUUUCACCCUUCAUCUGACAUCUACUCCCCCUCACAUGUAUCUUGUGUAUGUACAUGUACAUUUUGAUGACACUGUUGUAACUUAAAAAGUGGCAUGUGAAGAAGCAGGUAUGGAUAUUUAUUGUAUAUCAUUCCACACACUGUGUGUGUACAGGAUGUGUUUUUGAGCGAAAAGUAGAGCGAUCACUCACAGGAGAACUUUUAUCCUGUCAUUUCUGAAGGUUACCCAUGGUUCCCUGCUUCAUAUUUUUAAUUGUAUCUGAUUCUAUACAGCUGGAAACCUGCGUGCAAUAAUCUGGUAAUAAACAAACAUGGU